AGAGUUGUAAAAUUCUUAUGGGCUGCCUGCAGAUUGGAGAAGAAACAAAAACAACACAACUCUGAUUUCUUUAAUUCUUGUCUCUCUGAUUUACUCGACUGAUCUCCGAGAUUAAACCAAAUUUCUGAGAACCACUAUUGACGAAUUGAAUCUCUCAGCUGUGAAAAUGAAGAAGUAUGGAUGGGAUAUGUUAUCAAUUCUGGUUGUCGUAUCUCAGCUAUCCUCUGUCUUGGCUUUGGAAGCGACAGGGACUGCAUUCAUGUGGUCUCCUCAUAUUGAUACAGAACUGGACAUAAAGGUGAAUUAUCAAACACUCUCUUCAAGAGAUUUAGCAAGGUCUGUUAUGUCCACAGGCAGUUGGUCAAACAUACUGUGUGGUGGUAAGCAAUCUCAUCAACCGGUGGACUUUGUUGUUGUAUUUGUUGGUAAAGAGUUGCAAUCAUCAAGUAUAACCAGAAAUAAUGGGGAAGAUUCUUCUCUUGUAGAAUUGCUCAAGGAUUCCUUCACAAAGUCCAAUUUCUCAAUGGCAUAUCCAUAUUUGGCAACAAGGGCAAAAGAAGAGACCGUGGAAAAUUCUUUGAUAGAAGAAUUUGAAGAAACUUGUGGCCAUAAAUUGGAAGUUGGCAAUAUUGUUGUUACUGAAUCUUGCUUGAUUGAGAACAAAGGAUAUGCAAAACUUGCAGACAUGCACUCUGUUGAGGAGUAUGUGGCUUCAAGAAUGGACGGGGAUGUGAAGGAACAAACAGAUCUGCUUGUUGUUUGCCGUGGAGGUUUCAGUUCUUUGGCAAAAUUUGAUCGGCUGCAAUCUGAAGGUGAAUAUUUGUCGGAGUUGAUUACUUCAUUGGAUCACUCUGGAGCAAAGUACACUGUUCUUUAUGUUUCUGAUCCAUAUAACUCCAUGCCUUACAGCCCUCAAAUAGGAAGGUUGCUUGCCGAAAAUGCGUCUGGAAAUGCUUCCUUGAACUCUACUGCUUUCUGCGAUGGAGUUUGCCAAGUUAAGAAGACCCUUCUUGAGGCAAUUUUUGUUGCCAUAGUCUUGCUUAUCAUAUUAAUCUCUGGACUUUGCUGUAUGAUGGGCAUUGAUACUCCUACAAGGUUUGAGGUUCCUCAAGAGUCUUGAUAACACAUUUGCACGAACGACUCGUUUUACAGCAUAGCAGCGUUCUUUCUAGGAUUGUUGAUUCCCAGAGUGUUCGAAGAUCGUCAAAAAAGGAAAUUCAGCAGGUGCAGGUUUUUUGUGAAUCAUUGCAUCUAUGGCCAGAGGGAGAGAUGGCCCUUGUAAAAUAUAUUCAUCUUAUUGUUUGCAUAUUGCUUGCAUUUACUGUACAAUCAUGUAUUUUUAAAAUAUGUUGAUAUACUCAGCUUUAAUGAAGCUUCUAGCAUAAAAUCGAGUCUUGUCUCAGUUGAAGCUAAUACUUUUUUUCCUAGGUAAGUGUUUCGUUUGAAUUCUCAUUUAAUCCUCACCUUCCCUUAGCCUACCUUGUGAUCACAAAUAAA
Molecule: messenger RNA, 1497 nt
Organism: Amaranthus tricolor (Joseph's coat)
Lineage: Eukaryota; Viridiplantae; Streptophyta; Magnoliopsida; Caryophyllales; Amaranthaceae
Exons: 9
Coding region: 167-1120 (317 amino acids)
Source: RefSeq, a predicted model, not a curated record